AACUUCCUGCCGCAGAGGAAACUACAAACCAACACUCGCUUCUUCUUUCUCCACUGUGGUCUCGGGCUGGCAGGGAGCCCCAGAUCCCCGAGGCCUCGGCCAGCCUUCCCAGACCCACAUGGGAGGAGAGAUGCCCUGGACCAUUCUGCUAUUUGCAUCUGGCUCCCUGGCCAUCCCCGCACCUGCCAUCUUCCUGGUGCCCCCCUACCCAAGCAGCCCCGCGGAUCCUGUCUACAUCGCAUGCACAGCCCCAGAGGACAUCCUAGGGGCCAAUUUCACCCUGUUCCGAGGGGGAGAGAUAGUCCAGCUCCUGCAGGCCCCCUCAGAUCAGGCUGGGGUAACAUUCAAUGUGACUGGUGGUGGCAGUGGUGGCGGCGGCGGUGAGGCAGCCCGGGGGAACUUCCGCUGUCAGUAUGGUGUGAUGGGUGAGCACAGUCAGCCCCAGCUGUCGGACUUCAGCCAGCAGGUGCAGGUCUCCUUCCCAGUCCCCACCUGGAUCUUGGCGCUCUCCCUGAGCCUGGCUGGAGCUGUGCUCCUCUCGGGGCUGGUGGCCAUCACAGUGCUGGUGAGAAAAGCUAAAGCCAAAAACUUACGGAAGCAGAGAGAGCGUGAAUCCUGCUGGGCUCAGAUCAACUUCACCAACGCAGACAUGUCCUUUGAUAACUCCCUGUUUGCCAUCUCCACGAAAAUAACUCAGGAAGACUCAGUGGCAACCCUGGACUCAGGGCCUCGAAAGAGGCCCACCUCCUCCUCCUCUCCAGAGCCCCCUGAGUUCAGCACUUUCCGGGCCUGCCAGUGAGGCUGAAGAAUGAGGACCCUUUAUCCAGUUCUUUCCCUCCCAGAGGCUGCACAUCUGGCCAGAGACGUGGCAGUAGGGAGGAGUCCAGCCACAGCUUUCUUAGGGAAGGACUGGCCAAAGGAAGGGGACUCCUGGUGUUGUAACCUUCCUCACAGAAGACAAGAAAAUUAGUUGGGGUAUCAGCCUAGAGGCUAGACAGAGCCAGAACCUCUUUGUAGAUUCCCAGAUCACCAGAGGAGUGUCACUAUUGAGUCAGGACACCCAGCCAGGCAUAGGAGGUCUACAUUCUGGACCUUUCUUCCUGUACUUCCUUGAUUGCAACCGACUUCCAGACUGGGUGUUUUAUUUGGGGGAGAGAUGUAUAUAUUUUUGUUGCAGUUGUUUUUAGAUAGGGCCUCACUGUAGAGCCCUGGAUGUCCUGGAACUCACUGUGUGGACCAGGUUGGUCUCAAACUCAUAAAGAACCAUGCCUCUGCUGGGAUUAAAGUUCCUGCCAUAACAUCUGAA
Messenger RNA from Apodemus sylvaticus (European woodmouse), 1306 nucleotides. RefSeq names its product chromosome 7 C19orf38 homolog (gene C7H19orf38). NCBI's taxonomy places the organism in Eukaryota, Metazoa, Chordata, Mammalia, Rodentia, Muridae. Bases 119 to 799 code for a protein of 226 amino acids. The record is from RefSeq and is a predicted model, not a curated record. The transcript is spliced from 7 exons.